Plutella xylostella (diamondback moth) is the source of this 1721-nucleotide messenger RNA. It is a transcript of the gene Osi11, whose product is annotated as Osiris 11. Gene Ontology annotation, cellular component: membrane. Lineage: Eukaryota; Metazoa; Arthropoda; Insecta; Lepidoptera; Plutellidae. The record is from RefSeq and is a predicted model, not a curated record.
UCCACACAUUUCAAUAGACGCGAUCGUACCGACUGGACAUCGGUCCAGAGUAGCAGGGCGCGGUGUUUAGCAAAGAUGGAGUGCCGCGGAAGGUUGGUCCUGUUGUGUUUGAGUGCGUUGGUGGCUGCUGGAGCCGCUGACCUGGGGGUCGGCAUGAAGCUGCUCGGCAGGAUGUACGACAACUGCCAGCGGUCGCAGGAGAUCGUCAAGUGUUUCAAGAUCCAGGCGGCCAAGCUCGCCGACCGCGCUGCCAGGAUGGAAUCUCUCCCCAUCUUUGAGGGCGUCGCCCUUGUCCAGCGACCGGAUUUAGGCCGCUCCAUGCCCUCUUCCAUCCCUGAAGGUGACCUCAACUCCCUCAGUUCAUCCCAGGUAGACAAACUCCUUGAGAUCACCACUUCGAAGCUGUUGAGCAGCCAUCGUCUGUUCAUUUCGCCUGCGACAGCCGGCACCGAUAUGGGACGAUCACUGGGCGAAGCCAGGAGCAAGCUGAAGAAGAUGAUUGGUCCGAUCAUUGCUGGUGUGGCGCUGAAGGGAGGUUUCCUCGCUAUCGCAUUCCAGGCCAUCGCUCUCAUCGCUGGUAAGGCUCUGCUGAUUGGUAAGAUCGCCUUGUUGCUGUCCGCGAUCAUUGGUCUGAAGAAGCUUGUCUCCGGUGGUGAAGCUCACGAGAAGACCACUUACGAGAUCGUGAAGCACCCUCAGGUGUCCCAGAGCCAUACGUACUCGUCGUCUCACUACGGUAAUGACUUCGACACCACCGGCCCUGGAGGCCACUACAGGAGGAGCGUUGAAGACGAAGCUGCAGCUCAAGACAGGGCGUACAGGGCAUACGCCCAGAAACAAUAAACAGAUGAAGGAAGGAAAUCUUACGACUUUUACAUCAGACAACGACGACUCGGCAAUAUAUUAUGACAUGCACCGUACAUAAUUACCUCCAAAACGUAAUUUAAGUUUUGGCCCUUUUGCACACGCAAUAGGAAACAAAAAAAUAUUUAUUAUUAUUUAUAGAGAUGCGUAGUAAAAAAACGACACUAGUAUAAUCAAGUUAAUGGUAAAAAGGUUAAACACUUAUUUAUUGUUUAUUUAAAAAGUGCAUGCUUAAUUUAUAAACGCAUAUUUAAAACUAUAUCAUAAUGAUAAAUAUAUAGCCAAUGUAUGUAUUUAUGUGUGUACAUAUUUAACAUAAGGUGCAUGGUAUUGUAAUCAAUUUUGUAUGAUAAAUUAAGGUAGUUUACGUAUUUGAUAAUGUUUAAAUGUAUAAUCAAAUGCACCAAAAACUAUUUUAGUUAAAAUAAGAUAUGAUACUAAUUUAUUGUAAGUUAAAAGUAGUAUUAUCUUAGGCUAGUCGACGGGUACUGUGCAUUUUACUUCUUUACGUUCAUUUGUCCAGUUUUGUAAAAAUAGAAUAAGUUUUUAAUUAGUUUUAAGUAUUUAUAUUUUAACUCAACGGUGCUUAACAUAUUAAGUAGAAACAAGUUUUUAAGCAAUAUAUUAUUUCAUAUAUUAUUUUUUCAUAUAUGUAUACGUUAUAUUUAUAUUAUAUUGUCGUCAUAACGACAUGGUGGUUACGCGAGUACCUUUAUAAAUAACACAUAAUAAUUAUGUAUUACAAAAUAACAUUUUGUACUGACAACAACACUGUAUAGAAAUAUGUAAGCUUAAUAAAUUAAAUUUAUUUUUCCAUGAAAAGAAAUCUAGGCGAAAAACCAACGAGAUUAAAUGGA